This is a messenger RNA of Pogona vitticeps (central bearded dragon), 4081 nucleotides long. NCBI's taxonomy places the organism in Eukaryota, Metazoa, Chordata, Lepidosauria, Squamata, Agamidae. The record is from RefSeq and is a predicted model, not a curated record.
CUGGCAUGUCGUCCUGGACGACCACCCUUGAAGGCGACGAAGACACCCCGAAGUUCUUUGUGGGCUCUCAAGAGGAUGAGGCGGAUUUCCUGGGAUCAGACAUGAAGAUGGAGGAGAUCGACUUCUUUGAGGAUGAUGAAGAGGAGGAAGAGCUGUCGCCAGAGCGGCAGAUCGUGGUAGGCAUUUGUGCCAUGACCAAAAAAUCGAAAUCGAAGCCCAUGACGCAAAUCCUGGAGCGCCUCUGUAGGUUUGAAUACAUCACUGUGGUGAUCAUGGGGGAGGAUGUCAUCCUGAAUGAGCCGGUGGAGAACUGGCCCCCCUGCGACUGCCUCAUCUCUUUCCACUCCAAAGGCUUUCCCCUGGACAAGGCUGUGGCCUACGCCAAGCUGCGCAGCCCUUUCUUGAUCAAUGACCUGGACAUGCAGUAUUACAUCCAGGACAGGCGCGAAGUGUACCGCAUUCUGCAGGAGGAGGGGAUAGACCUGCCUCGUUAUGCUGUGCUUAACCGAGACCCUGACAAGCCGGACGAGUGCAACCUUGUGGAGGGAGAGGACCACGUGGAGGUGAACGGGGCAGUCUUUCCCAAGCCCUUUGUGGAGAAGCCCGUCAGCGCCGAAGACCACAACGUCUACAUCUACUACCCCACCUCAGCAGGAGGGGGCAGCCAGCGCCUUUUCCGCAAGAUUGGCAGCCGGAGCAGCGUUUACUCCCCAGAGAGCAGCGUCCGGAAAACCGGGUCCUACAUCUAUGAGGAAUUCAUGCCAACAGAUGGCACCGAUGUCAAGGUGUACACCGUGGGCCCUGACUAUGCACACGCCGAGGCCCGGAAGUCCCCGGCUCUGGAUGGGAAGGUGGAGCGAGACAGCGAAGGGAAGGAGAUCCGCUACCCGGUGAUGCUGACGGCCAUCGAGAAGCUAGUGGCCCGGAAGGUCUGCGUGGCCUUCAAGCAGACCGUGUGCGGCUUUGACCUCCUGCGGGCCAACGGGCACUCCUUUGUUUGUGACGUCAACGGCUUCAGUUUUGUGAAGAAUUCUAUGAAAUAUUACGACGACUGUGCGAAGAUCUUGGGGAAUAUCAUCAUGCGUGAACUGGCCCCCCAGUUACAGAUCCCGUGGUCCAUCCCCACAGAGGCCGAAGACAUCCCCAUCGUCCCCACCACCUCCGGGACCAUGAUGGAGUUGCGUUGCGUGAUUGCCGUCAUACGCCACGGGGAUCGCACCCCCAAGCAAAAGAUGAAGAUGGAAGUGAAGCAUCCAAGGUUUUUUGAGUUGUUUGAAAAAUAUGACGGCUACAAGACCGGGAAGCUGAAGCUGAAGAAGCCGGAGCAGCUCCAGGAGGUGCUUGACAUCGCCCGUCUGCUAUUGCUGGAGCAAGGAGCCUCUCCCAGCGACUCUGAGACGGAGGAGCAGAAGUCCAAGCUGGACCAGCUGAAGACUGUUCUAGAGAUGUAUGGACAUUUCUCGGGUAUCAACCGCAAAGUGCAGCUGACCUAUUUGCCACACGGGCGCCCCAAAGCCUCCAGCGAAGAGGAAGAUGUCCGGAAGGAGGCCUCGCCAUCUCUGCUGCUGGUGCUGAAGUGGGGUGGGGAGCUGACGCCCACUGGUCGAGUCCAGGCAGAAGAGCUGGGCCGGGCUUUUCGCUGCAUGUACCCUGGGGGUCAAGGGGACUACGCGGGCUUCCCUGGCUGUGGCCUGCUCCGCCUCCACAGCACCUACCGCCACGACCUGAAGAUCUACGCCUCCGAUGAGGGCCGGGUCCAGAUGACAGCGGCGGCCUUUGCCAAGGGCCUCCUUGCUCUGGAGGGGGAGCUGACGCCCAUCCUGGUGCAAAUGGUGAAGAGCGCCAACAUGAACGGCCUCCUGGAUAGCGACAGGGACUCCCUCAGCACCUGCCAGCACCGGGUGAAGGCCCGCCUGCGGGAGAUCCUGCAGAAGGAUGCUGCCUUUGAGGAGGGGGACUACGAGAAGCUGGCCCCGACAGGCAGCAUCUCCCUCAUCAAGUCCAUGGGCAUCAUCCAGAAUCCUGUGGAGAUCUGUGACCGGGUCUUUGAGCUGAUUGAGAGCCUCACUUCCCAAAUCCAGAAGCGCCUGGAAGACCCAAAGUCUGCAGACCUGCAGCUGUACCACAGCGAGACCCUGGAGCUAAUGCUGCAGCGUUGGAGGAAGCUGGAGAAGGACUUCCGCCUGAAGAACCGGCGCUACGACAUCAGCAAGAUCCCCGACAUCUAUGACUGUGUCAAGUACGAUGUGCAGCACAACCCGUCCCUGCAGCUGCAGGGCACCUCUGAGCUCUUCCGCCUCUCCAAGGCCCUGGCGGACGUCAUCAUCCCACAGGAGUACGGCAUCAGCAAGCCGGAGAAGCUGGAGAUUGCCGUCGGCUUCUGCCUGCCUCUUGUGCGCAAGAUCCAGCUGGACCUGCAGAGGACCCACGAGGACGAAGCGGUCAACAAGCUGCACCCCCUGUAUUCCAGAGGGGUCCUGUCUCCCGGGCGCCACGUCCGGACACGCUUGUACUUCACCAGCGAGAGCCACGUCCACUCCUUGCUGAGCAUCUUCCGCUACGGAGGCCUCCUGGAUGAGUCGAAGGACCCCCAAUGGAAGAGGGCCAUGGACUACCUCGGCGCCAUUUCCGAGCUGAACUACAUGACCCAGAUUGUCAUCAUGCUGUACGAAGACAACAACAAGGAGGCGUCCUCCGAGGAGAGGUUCCACGUGGAGCUUCACUUCAGCCCGGGCGUCAAGGGCUGCGAGGAGGACGGCAACGCUCCGGCGGGCGGCGGCUUUCGUCCCGCCUCGGCAGAGACCGACCAAGCCCGGCCCCUCUCCUCUCCUGGGGUGGAGCCCGUCCUCCUUCAGCGACGCUCACCCUUGAUCCGGAAUCGCAAGACUGGCUCCAUGGAGGUAGUGCCGAGCAGCCAGCCGCUCUGUCUUCUGUGGGGGAUCCUCAUGGCCCGCCUGCCUUUUCCAGGGUCCCAGUGCUCAGGCCUCUUCAGCACCACAGUCCUGGGGGGCUCCUCCAGCGCCCCCAACCUCCAGGACUAUGCCCGCAGCCACGGGAAGAAGUUCGCCUCGAGCGUCCUCUACAAAGAGGAGCUCUUCUCCAAGCCAGCCAUAAAGCGAUUUUCUGUGUCAUUUGCAAAACACCCAACUAACGGUUUCGAAGGCUGCUCCAUGGUGCCCAGCAUCUACCCACUGGAGACCCUGCACAACUCGCUCUCCUUGCGCCAGGUGAACGACUUCCUGACGGCGGUGGCCGGGAGCUGCACCCACGCACACCCAGGAGCUCCCACAGAACUCUUUGGCCCCCUGAUGGACAGCCGGGGGUCAGGAGACGGCGCCUUGGGGCCACAGCAAGUUCUGUCCUCUCUGCCCCUGCGGCCUCGGUCGGACAAGCCCCCCUGGUACAGCAGUGGCCCCUCCAGCACAGUCUCCAGUGCGGGCCCCUCCUCCCCAACGUCCGCGGAGAGCUGCCCUCGCUUCAGCUUCCCCGAGAGGCCUCCCCUCAGCCCCCAAACCAGCAAGGAGAAGCCCGGCCCUCAGGUGCCCCUCGGCGUGGACGGCGACCACGAGAGCCCGCCCCCCCCAGACCGGCUGGAGGCAGAGCCCCGAGGGACCCCACCGUGGCCGCCUUUGCUCACGGGCCGUGGGGAUGGGGUGCCCCCUUUGCUGCUGGAACAAGAGCGGAAAGAGCAGGAGGAGGAGGAGGAGGAGGAAGAGGGGGAUGUGGGACUGCCCGGGACGCUGUCGUUGCUGACCAUCAGCAGGGAGGGAGAGGCGGGAGAGCUGGCGAUGGCAGGGCUGCCUGAGCAAGAGCUAGAGAAGCCCUCGGGCUGGGGGGAUCCCCUCCAGGGACAAGGGGCCGCCCAGCCCCUCUUGACUGCUGAAGGAGAGCGCGUGGGGUUGGAGGCCCCUGUCUAGCAAGCGGUGCAAUGGGAGGGAGGGCUGCCAGGGGUCGCCUUGCGGUGGAGGAGGAGGCACCUGUGGGGGCCCACUUGGAGGCCAAGGGCUCUUUCUGCCACAGAGAUGUGGCCUGUCCCAGCAGCAUGGCCCAAGGCGGCCGGAGGAAGCACCUACCCCCCCAC